AUGCCUUCCCGUUUAGCCAUCAGCACCAUGUCGCUCGGGCGAUGCUGGGCUGGCCACUCGUUCGAGCACAAGAUGGACAUGGCAGCAAAGUACGGUUACCAAGGCAUCGAGCUCUGGCACGAGGACAUGAUGGACGUUGCCGAACAGCUUCCCGGCGGUGCCGCCCUCCUUGAGAACCAGCUGGCCGCCGCCAAGAUCGUCAAGAGAAUGUGCGAUGCCCGCAAUAUCGAGAUCCUUUGCCUCCAACCUUUCCAACAUUUCGAAGGUCUCAUCGACCGUGAACAACACGCUCGCAGAAUUGAGGAGCUGCGCGUAUGGAUCCAGCUCGCCCACGUUCUGGGCACCGACUUGAUCCAGAUCCCCAGCAACGUUCUCCCCGCAGAGCAGGUCUCCGAGGACCUGAAUCUUCAUGUCGCAGACCUGCAAGAAGUAGCAGACAUUGGUGCUGCAUCCAACCCACCUAUUCAGUUCUCAUAUGAGAGCUUGUCAUGGGGUACCAGAGUCGACGUCUGGGAGACGUGCUGGGAUGUCAUUCAAAGAGUCGAUCGCCCCAACUUUGGCAUGUGUCUCGACACUUUCAACAUCGCCGGCCGCAUCUUCGCCGACCCUUGCGCGGCAUCCGGAAGGACAGAAGAUGCCGAGCAGGCCGUCAAGGAUUCCAUCCAGAGACUUCUGACUACGGUCGACGUUUCCAAGAUCAUCUACGUGCAAGUUGUUGACGCCGAGCGCCUCGCCGAGCCGCUCUGCCCGACGCACCCCUACUACAACGCCGAGCAGCCGUCGCGCAUGUCUUGGUCUAGAAACUGCCGUUUGUUCUACGGCGAGUACUCAAGAGGAGCAUAUCUUCCCGUGCGAGAAAUCUGCGCAGCCAUCUUCCAGGGUCUCGGCUUCGAGGGCUGGGUCAGCUUCGAGCUGUUCAACAGGAGGAUGUCGGAGGAGGACCACGACGUGCCGGAAGAGCUGGCCAAGAGAGGCGCUGUUGCUUGGGCUAAGCUGGUCAGGGAUAUGAGGCUGAGGGUGGAAGAGCCUUCGACUACUGUCACGGCAUCGCUAUAA
Molecule: messenger RNA, 1056 nt
Organism: Colletotrichum karsti
Lineage: Eukaryota; Fungi; Ascomycota; Sordariomycetes; Glomerellales; Glomerellaceae
Product: 3-dehydroshikimate dehydratase
Exons: 1
Coding region: 1-1056 (351 amino acids)
Source: RefSeq, a predicted model, not a curated record